Alosa sapidissima (American shad) is the source of this 4160-nucleotide messenger RNA. RefSeq names its product RNA binding protein fox-1 homolog 3-like. Gene Ontology annotation, cellular component: cytoplasm; nucleus. The transcript is spliced from 18 exons. Gene Ontology annotation, biological process: regulation of alternative mRNA splicing, via spliceosome; nervous system development. Gene Ontology annotation, molecular function: mRNA binding. The record is from RefSeq and is a predicted model, not a curated record. The coding region runs from base 666 to 1775 and encodes 369 amino acids. NCBI's taxonomy places the organism in Eukaryota, Metazoa, Chordata, Actinopteri, Clupeiformes, Clupeidae.
AAAAAGACCAGAACCAGAAAUCCGCCGACAGCCCCUAUGCCAAUGAAAACGCUGGAUGGACUGCGCUUGGGUUCUAAAGAAAGCAGAAGAAUAUGGAGGGCUUGUGUUCCUCCCAUCCCCCCGUCCACACCUCCACUCCUUUUCCUCCUCCUCCUCCUCCUCUGGCAAGCUGAGGAAGGGAGAACCCCGUAGCCCAGCACAGGGAUAGCAGCCGACAGAGAAUGCACCUCUGACACGGAGCCAUACAGCAGCACAGACAACCAGCAGCGGAAGCCCUCUGCCCACAGAUAAUUGCAUAAAGGCAAAGUCUGCGAAGGUCAGCCAAGAAACAAGCAGCAGCUGCCAGAGUGAAGACCACAGGACUACAAUUACCUCAACAGUGUACAGCGCUGGAGCAAAGUGAAUGACAGAUUGGAGGCACGGGCGAUGGUGAAGAUUGAGUUUGGCUUCCAGCAACGCUGAGAAAGUGCCUGUGAGCCCGGCGAGCAGCCAGCCGUUGCAAAGGGGAAGAUCGAGCUAGGAGCCGAGUGGCGCGUGUGACAGGUUCUAUCUAAGCGAGGGACCACCACCACACUCUCCAGCCUCUGCUCAGCCCACUGGCUCAGCAGCAGCAGCAGUCUCAGUGGCAGCAGUGAUUCCCUCAACUCCAGCGCAGCCAGCUGUACAUGGAGAUCCCCCGCUGGGCAGGAAACACUUUGUGUAAGUCAGGAAGCAUCACCGUGUUUGGGAACGUGGUGUGCAGUGGGCUCCUGAGUGACCCCCUCUGGCAUUUGGGAGUGCCCCUUUUCACAAGACUGGGUAACCAAGAGGCCGCCAACCCCCCAGAAGCGAUGGCCCAGCCCUACACCCCGGCGCAGUACCCACCGCCCCCCCCACAGAACGGCAUGCCGGCGGAGUUUGCGGCGGCGCACCCGCUCCCGGCGCAGGACUUCACAGGCCAGAGCCGGGUGCCGGAGCACGCGCUCACCCUCUACACGCCCACACAGACGCACAGCGAGCCCGCCGGCAGCGACAGCAGUCCGCCCAUCAUCAGCGCCAAUCCCGCCAACGCCACUACAGACGACGUGACGCAAACAGAGGGCUCCCAGCAGCUCCAGCUCCAGCUCUCAGAUUCCUCAGAAAAGCAGCAGCCCAAGCGGCUCCACGUCUCCAACAUCCCCUUCCGUUUCCGGGACCCUGACCUGCGGCAGAUGUUCGGGCAAUUUGGCAAGAUCUUAGAUGUGGAGAUCAUCUUUAACGAGCGAGGAUCUAAGGGCUUUGGUUUUGUAACUUUUGAAACGAGCACAGAUGCUGAUCGCGCGCGGGAGAAACUAAACGGUACAAUCGUAGAAGGACGCAAAAUCGAGGUGAACAACGCAACAGCACGGGUGAUGACCAACAAAAAAGUGACAAACCCCUACACAAACGGCUGGAAGCUGAAUCCUGUAGUGGGCGCUGUCUAUGGUCCUGAACUCUACGCCGUAACUGGUUUUCCGUACCCAGCCACUGGGGCCACAGUCGCCUACCGGGGGGCCCACCUGAGAGGGCGGGGCAGGGCUGUGUACAACACCUUCCGCACGGCACCCCCACCCCCUCCCAUCCCCGCUUACGGAGCAGUGGUUUACCAGGAUGGCUUCUACGGAGCAGAGAUCUAUGGGGGCUAUGCUGCAUACAGAUAUGCUCAGCCCACCACUGCUGCAGCCUACAGUGACAGCUAUGGCAGAGUCUAUGCAACGCCGGACCCGUACCACCACACGAUCGGCCCGGCCACCACCUACAGCGUGGGGACCAUGUAAAUAACAUGAAAGGACGCUGUGCUCAGUAAUGAUGGACAUCACACACAAAAAAAUGACAAGAAGGUGACAAACGCAAAAUGAGAACUAGCUUUAAAUGAGAGGAGGAAGAAAAGAAGAAGAAGAAGAAGAAGAAGAAGAAGAGACUGAGUUUGGGGAGGAAGAGAGAGAAAGGCGGAACCGCGGCCACACACAAAAAAAAUCUGCCAGCAGCCUGACAAGAAAGAAGAAACUUGUUUCCACCAGGGGACCACCAACACUGAGAAAGAGAGAGAGCGAGAGAGAGAGAGAGAGAGAGAGAGAGAGAGAGAGAUAAGACAUUAACGUGUGAUAUAGUGUGAAUGAAAGAGGUAGAAGGAGAAAGCAAGAGGGAACACGCUUCAUUAUGACAAUAACAUUUUAUUUUUCUAUGCUUUUUUGUGCUUUAAAAAAACAGUUGAAAAAUAUGAUAUGUAUAAAACAGUAUAUAAAUAUAUGAACAGAGAUGUUUUUAUGUUAACGGGUAAAGGGGAGAUGGAACAGAUCACCCUGGAUUGUUGAUGUUUUCAUCUGCAGGAUUAAGAGGGACCCUCUUAGCCCUCUCUCUUUCUCUCUCUUUCUCACUCUCUCUCUCUGUCACCCUAUCCCCUGCCCCUCUCAUCCAAGACAGACACAAAGAUAGAUAGAUAGAUUGAUAGAUAGAUUGCUUAGAGUGAUGUCAGUGAUGUCAAAUGUUUAACGGAUGAGUGUGUAUACAAGUAUUGAAGUACUGUAAAGCUCGGCAUCCUGGUGCAGCAAACCAACACCCUCAGUGUGCGUGUGUGCUCUCUCACACGGAGGUCCGUUGGUUCCCACGGCAACUUCCUUCUUAUUCUGGGAUGUCAGAAAUUUUUCCUUUCUUUCGUCGUUGAUUUCUUGUGCUCUCACUCAUCCAACUUCCUUAGAGUAGUGCCACACAUCGUCCAUAUCACCCCUGGCCCGUGUCAUCGCACCCAAUCCCACUUUGUAUUGGGAGGUCAGGGUCAGGGCUACCCAAGGGGUGGGGGGGGGGGGGGGUGCGGGGGUGAGGACCAGGGUCAAUCUGGGUCUCCCUCCAUGGCAGACCACUGGUCCCCAUCAUGCUGCGAUGGAUGUCACAACUCUACUUCCAGUUUGAUCACCCUCAGUCUCCACCUCUCUGCCCUGAACAGGGGCCAAACGGUCAACAGUCAGCUUCCUGGGGUCAGUCUUUUUUCAGACACCACUCCUUAUUUGGGGAGGAGCCAUAGCCUGUCACUUCCUGUUGGCAGGUGAACGGUUAUGUUUGGUUUUUGUUUUGUUUUUUGUAAUGGGGGUGGUCUGAGUGACCAAUCGGAGGUGAAAUGAAUGAACAGGUUUUUGGGGUUGUGAGCUUGAUCACUUACCUGCAAGGGUCGAAGCCCAAGCCUUUGUGUCACUCAGACAGUCCGGAUGUCAAACACCAAGGAUAGUGCUAAAUGACUUCAGUAGACAGCGCAUGACACCAAUAACCAUAAUUCAAACAGACAUGAGAACUGUAGACUCUGACGGACAUUAGACAGACACUGUUAACCAAAUGAUGUUUCAAAAGUCAAUGCUACAAAUGGACUGUUAUUGUUUGGUCAAUAUUGUCUGAUUAGAGUUAUUAUUUGUGAAAAAAGAAAAACUUAAAGGAACAACAAAAAAAUACAUUUUUUAAAGGUAUUAUCAUGAUUUAUUUGCUGUAACAACCUGAAUUAUUAUGAGAGCGUUCCCUGUAAACGUGUGUUUUUUGAGCAGUUCUUGAAUGUAUUUAAAUGUGAAAAGAUGUGACACUACUUGUUUCUGUAUAUAUACAUAUCUAUGGAUGGUUUUUUCAGGGGUGCAUAUAAGCAAUUGCCUUUUUCCUUUGGCCUCGACAGUAACUGAGGCCCCACGUAACCAAUUACUUCCUCCAGACAGCCCCACCUGUGCACUCACAAUGACAGCUCCCAUCAACUUUAUUUGUGAAUUCUUUUGAGCUCACCUACAUAUGUGCUGUCUCUCUCCCUGACACACACACACACACACAGAGAGAGAGAGAGACACACUUACACACAUAUACAGCAGUUGAGACAGUUGACACUCCACACCAGGCACAGUCCAUAGUUGUUAAGAGCUGAUUGCGAGCACCAGAUUGCAAGAAGCCCAGAAAGUCAAUCGUCUUUCUAAUUUUCUUCCCUUUAUUCUUUCUCUUUUUUAUUAAGCCUGCCCUGUGGUAACAUGCACACAGACACACACACAUACACACUUCAUCGAAAUUGGAUCAGUCAUAAAAGCUCGCUAAGUAGAACAAGGUAUUCCGGAUGUCAGAUGCAAAAGUUUAUGAAUAUUGAUUUUUUUUUCCUCCGUUUUUUUUUUCUGUCUCUCUCUCCAUCCAAAGUGUGAAUUUAA